This is a messenger RNA of Maylandia zebra (zebra mbuna), 576 nucleotides long. The record is from RefSeq and is a predicted model, not a curated record. Lineage: Eukaryota; Metazoa; Chordata; Actinopteri; Cichliformes; Cichlidae.
UCAAAAGAAGAAGAAGAAGCGGAACUCGUAGCACAACAACAACAUUGUUAGCAGCAUUAGCUCGCAAAAAAGCGAGGAGACUUUUUUCUUCUUAUUUGGGUCCCAUUAACAGGUACGCUGGAAUUUUCGGACACCCACUCGAACAUGUCCUAUGUCUUCAUCAACGACUCGUCGCAGACCAGCGUGCCUCUGCUGCAGUCGUGCAUCGAUGGAGACCUACCCUUCGCCAAGAGGCUGCUAGAGACCGGAUGCGACCCCAACAUCCGUGACAACCGGGGCCGCACCGGCCUCCACCUAGCCGCCGCCAGAGGGAACGUGGAAAUAUGCCGCCUCUUGCACAAGUUCGGGGCCGAUCUGCUGGCGACGGAUUAUCAGGGGAAUACGGCGCUGCACCUGUGCGGCCACGUGGAUACGAUACAGUUCCUGGUGUCCAACGGGCUGAAGAUCGACAUCUGGGAAGGAAACCAUCAUCAGUCCAAAACGCCAUCAGCUGUUUUCACCUGCGUCUCCAGCACCGCCCCUUUGAGCUCACCGCACCACUCCUCCCCUGCAGCCACGUACGCUGGAUUCUUCUGA